AUGAGAUUUUCAUUGUUGCUCAGCAUCUUAGCUCCACUUGCCAGCGCUGAUGUCGGCACUGCUGGUUCUUGGUCCGUACCCUAUUUACCAACCAGGUGUAACGGCAACAGCCAGGAUCAAUUCCCUUCCAGCAACUUAUUCGUUUCUGUUGGUGACGGACUUUGGGACAAUGGGGCGGCAUGUGGAAGGCAGUAUCUAGUGCGGUGUAUCAGUUCGCUUCCGCGCGCCUGCAAAUCGAGUACGAUUCAGGUCAAAGUAGUCGACUUUUCCAACAACCCCGUCGGCAAAAAGUCAGCUGAUGCUACCAUGCAUCUUUCAACCACGGCAUGGGCAGAAAUUGUCGACACCUCAAAGGGGGCGAACAAGGUCAACAUCGAGUUUGCGCAAGUCUAG
Colletotrichum paranaense is the source of this 393-nucleotide messenger RNA. RefSeq lists its product as uncharacterized. NCBI's taxonomy places the organism in Eukaryota, Fungi, Ascomycota, Sordariomycetes, Glomerellales, Glomerellaceae. The record is from RefSeq and is a predicted model, not a curated record. Bases 1 to 393 code for a protein of 130 amino acids. The transcript has a single exon.